AUGGUGAAGAUCUUCGAUAACAAUUUAGCGGUGCUUGAAACCAUAGCAAUUUUUGAAGCUCCCUGCGACACCGACGGUUGGAUGACCAUUCAAAGGCGAAAGGACUUUUCAGUGAACUUUAAUCGCAGCUGGGUGGAUUAUACGAAUGGUUUUGGAAACUUAACAGGAGAUUUUUUUCUCGGAUUGGAGAAGCUGCACCAGUUGACCAAGGAUAAGCCACACGAAAUGUCCAUAAAGCUGGUCGAUUCUAGGGACAACACUUAUUUCGCCUAUUAUGAUGAUUUCCAAAUCGGAAGCGAGCAGGAAUUCUACAGUCUAAAAUCGUUGGGAACAUUCAUUGGCUCAUCCGGCAUGCACAACCACUUAAGAUAUCUCGAAGGCAUGAAGUUCUCCACAUUUGACAGUGACAAUGACGAACACACUACGUAUAAUUGCGCUUCUAUGAUGUCUGGCGGUUGGUGGUACAGAGAUUGUGGCUACUGCCAGCUAAAUGAUUCCGUUUGGGGUACCAUCGAUGGCAUUCCCUUUGUGGAAAUGACGAUUAAGCCGAAAUCCGAAUGA
This is a messenger RNA of Drosophila takahashii, 561 nucleotides long. Its product is annotated as angiopoietin-4-like. The record is from RefSeq and is a predicted model, not a curated record. Lineage: Eukaryota; Metazoa; Arthropoda; Insecta; Diptera; Drosophilidae.